GGUAACCAGGAAGCCACUGCACCUCCUGACACAAUGGCACAGCCUUAUGCCUCCGCCCAGUUUGCUCCUCCCCAGAACGGCAUCCCAGGAGAAUACACCGGCCCCCACCCUCACCCAACCCCAGACUACCCCGGGCAAACCACGGUUCCAGAGCACACGUUAAACCUGUACCCGCCUGCGCAGACGCACUCCGAACCAAACACAAGUGACACAAAUGCACAAACUGUCUCAGGCACAGCCACCCAGACAGACGAUGCAGCACAGACCGAUGGUCAGCAACAGACACAAUCUUCUGAAAACACAGAGAACAAAUCACAGCCCAAACGGCUGCAUGUCUCAAAUAUUCCCUUCAGAUUCCGGGAUCCGGAUCUCAGACAAAUGUUUGGGCAAUUUGGUAAAAUCUUAGAUGUUGAAAUUAUUUUUAAUGAGCGAGGCUCAAAGGGAUUUGGUUUCGUUACUUUCGAAAAUAGUGCUGAUGCGGAAAGGGCGCGCGAGAAAUUACACGGCACCGUGGUAGAGGGCCGUAAAAUCGAGGUAAAUAAUGCAACAGCACGCGUCAUGACGAAUAAGAAGACGGUUAACCCUUAUACAAAUGGUUGGAAAUUAAAUCCAGUUGUUGGUGCAGUCUAUAGUCCAGAAUUCUAUGCAGGCAGGGUGCUCCUGUGCCAGGCAAACCAAGAAGGAUCUCCCAUGUACAGUGCCCCCAGUUCACUAGUAUACACAUCCACAAUGCCGGGGUUCCCGUAUCCAGCUGCAACUGCAGCUGCUGCAUACCGAGGGGCCCACCUUAGGGGCAGAGGUCGCACCGUCUACAACACAUUUCGUGCCGCAGCUCCCCCACCUCCGAUCCCAGCUUAUGGCGGUGUUGUUUACCAGGAUGGAUUUUAUGGUGCAGACAUUUAUGGGGGCUACGCUGCCUAUCGGUAUGCCCAGCCUACUACAGCUACCGCCACUGCCUACAGUGAUAGUUACGGACGACUUUAUGCUGCAGACCCCUACCACCACGCACUUGCUCCAGCAGCCACCUACGGCGUUGGUGCCAUGAAUGCUUUUGCACCCUUGAGUGAUGCCAAGAACAGGAGCCAUGCUGACGAUGUCGGUCUCGUUCUUUCUUCAUUGCAGGCUAGUAUAUACCGAGGGGGAUACAGCCGUUUUGCUCCAUACUAAAUGACAAAAACCAUAAAACCUCCCCAAAUGGGGGAAAAAAGGAAGCUUUCCGAGGCCUGGGGAUUGCAAUACAUGCAGUAGUGCAUCAUUUUAGCAACUCUAAAAACAAACAAACAAAUAAGUAAAAUAAAAUAAACAAGUACAUAAAAAAGAGGAGAAAAAAAAUCUACAUUUUUUAUCUUAUACCUCAGAUAUUUUGUUCUGUGUAUUUUAAUAUUGUGGGUCUUUUAAUUUCUGAAGGUUGCAUAGUUUGCUGGCUGUAGAAGGUAUUUAUUAUUAUUAUUAAU
Molecule: messenger RNA, 1454 nt
Organism: Candoia aspera
Lineage: Eukaryota; Metazoa; Chordata; Lepidosauria; Squamata; Candoiidae
Gene: RBFOX1
Product: RNA binding fox-1 homolog 1
Exons: 12
Coding region: 34-1167 (377 amino acids)
Biological process (GO): regulation of alternative mRNA splicing, via spliceosome; nervous system development
Cellular component (GO): cytoplasm; nucleus
Molecular function (GO): mRNA binding
Source: RefSeq, a predicted model, not a curated record